UAUAAGAGGAGCUGGAGCUAGAAGGCUCUUCCAUGUACCAUAUCAUGGCGACUAGCCGAGAGGAGUCCGACUACGACAGCAGCUGCUCUUCCUUCACGGUGCCCGACUCCCGCCGGAGCUUGGGGAGCUCGAGUUCCAUGUCGGUGCGCUCCUACUUCUGCAGCACAUCGCAGCACAAGCCCCACAAGGCCAACCAGACCGAGUGGGAGGCCAUCCGGAGGGUCCAGGCGGCCGCGGGCCGCGUGGGGCUCGACCACUUCCGCCUCGUGCGCCGCCUCGGGAGCGGCGACCUCGGGAACGUGUACCUGUGCCAGCUCCGAGACCCCAUGUUCUCCGGUUGCCUCUACGCCAUCAAAGUGGUGGACAAGGAGGCCCUCGCCUUCCGGAAGAAGCUUCAGCGGGCGGAGACCGAGAGGGAGAUCCUCCGAACGCUCGAUCACCCCUUCCUCCCCACCCUGUAUGCCGAGUUCGACGCUGCGCACUACUCCUGCCUUCUCAUGGAGUUCUGUCCCGGCGGUGAUUUGCACGUCGUCCGGCAGCGUCAGCCCGGAAGACGCUUCACCAUCUCUUCUGCCAGGUUUUAUGCCGCGGAGACGCUGCUGGCUCUGGAGUACCUCCACAUGAUGGGGGUGGUGUACCGGGAUCUAAAGCCGGAGAAUGUGCUUGUUAGGGAUGAUGGUCACAUCAUGCUCUCCGACUUCGAUCUAUCCUUAAAAUGUCAUGUGGUUCCGAGGCUUCUGAGGCAGAGGCUGGACCCCAAGCUGGUCGACAAGAAUGCCAAGGGCUCCAGCUCAUCUUGCGUGCCGCCAAUGCAGCCGGUGCUCUCUUGCUUCUAUGGCGGGACCAGGCAGAAGGCCAGGCCCGCACCGGAGACGGUCACCAAGGAGGAUGGCUUCGACCCCGAGCUCGUGGCCGAGCCCGUCGCCGCCCGGUCCAGAUCGUUCGUAGGCACGCACGAGUACCUUGCGCCGGAGGUGAUCUCCGGCGCAGGCCACGGGAGCGCCGUGGAUUGGUGGACUCUCGGAGUGUUCCUGUAUGAGAUGAUGUACGGGAGAACGCCGUUCAAAGGCGACGACAAUGAGAAGACGCUCGUCAAUAUCAUCAAGCAACCGCUGACUUUUCCCAAGGUGGCAACCUGCGGUAAGGAGUUGGAUGAGAUAUUAAGAGCUCAGGACCUCAUAAGCAAGCUCUUGGUGAAGAACCCCAAGAGGAGGAUUGGGAGCUUGAAGGGCGCCGCGGAGAUCAAGAGGCACGAGUUCUUCAAGGGGGUGAAUUGGGCUCUCAUUAGGUCGGUGAGGCCCCCUGAGGUCCCCAGAGAUCUGAGGAGAACGAGGAGCAAAGCCCCCGUCCAAAAGCUCGGAAAGAAGAGGGACGAGCGUUACCACAUCCCUCAACAUUUUGAUUACUUCUAAGUGCUUGUUUAUUGUAUGUUCAUUAAUC
Elaeis guineensis (African oil palm) is the source of this 1440-nucleotide messenger RNA. RefSeq names its product protein kinase PINOID 2. Lineage: Eukaryota; Viridiplantae; Streptophyta; Magnoliopsida; Arecales; Arecaceae. Gene Ontology annotation, molecular function: ATP binding; protein kinase activity. The record is from RefSeq and is a predicted model, not a curated record. Gene Ontology annotation, biological process: protein phosphorylation.